UCUUUCCUUCCAAAUAAUACUUAGUAACUGAAAAAUCAAAAAAAAAAAAAAAAGUGAAAAAGUGAUCAGUCUUGACAUUUUGAUGAUGGAGUCAUCGGCGCCGUCCAACUUAGCUCCCUUGUCGGAGGAGUCGCCGCCGGCAGAAACCUCCGCCAGAGAUUGCAGCAAUAAUCCUCCUGAUCAUAACAAUAUUAACGAUGAAGUUCCUUCCGCGUUCUCUUCCGUUCCUGCUCGUCCUCCAAUUCAGACAUCUUCUCAAAAAUAUGCACCUCUAGAUUGGGCUGGAUAUUUUGACCGUGAGGAUGACGUUUCCAUUCCUGGUUCCAAUGAUGUCUUUCAUGUCUACUUGGCAGGAACACAAGGACCAGUUAUCUUUUGUUUGCAUGGAGGUGGUUAUACUGGGCUUUCAUUUGCACUGUCUGCAAGUAAAAUUAAGGAGAAAGUUCGUGUUGUAGCUAUGGACUUCAGAGGACAUGGAAAGUCAUCCACAGAAAAUGAGUUAGAUUUGUCUAUUGAGACUCUGUGCAGUGAUGUAUUAGCUGUGUUGAAGACAAUGUAUGGAGAUUCUCCUCCCGCAAUUGUGCUUGUUGGCCACAGCAUGGGAGGGUCCGUUGCGGUUCAUGUUGCUGCAAGGAAACAGCUACCUACCUUGUGUGGACUUGUUGUAGUGGAUGUUGUUGAGGGUACAGCAAUGGCCUCAUUGAUUCAUAUGCAGAAAAUUCUUACAAACAGAAUGCAGCAUUUUCCUACCAUUGAGAAAGCGAUUGAAUGGAGUGUCAAAGGAGGCUCUUUAAGAAAUAUAGAGUCAGCACGAGUAUCAAUUCCUAGUACUCUAAUUUACGAUGAUUCAAAGAGAUGUUAUACCUACAGGGCGAAACUGGAGGAAACAGAACAACAUUGGAGAGGCUGGUAUGAAGGCCUUUCAGAAAAAUUUUUAUCAAGCCCUGUACCAAAACUCUUGCUUCUGGCUGGGACAGAUAGGCUGGACAGGUUUUUUCUGUUUAAGUCAACAACAUUUACAAGAUUUAGAGCUGUGCAUGAUGUUUUGACUUGGGUUACUUCCAAACAGCUCUUUAGAGUUGCAUUGUUACGUUCUACUGCCCAAAUUCAGAAUAUCAUUCUCCAAAAUCAAGAAGAAAAGGCAACUGGUUUCCAGUUCAAUAAAGGAUGGCCUUGUGCGCCCGAAUGUCAACUAAAUUUUUGAUAAGUUGAAUUUUUUCGUGGACCACAUAAGAUUUACCAAAUAUUGCUUGCCUGUUUACCCAUUCCUGAAUGCUGUUAACUGUGACCAAGAAUAUUGGCACUUUUCUUAUCCAACAGUGCAACAACCAACCUUGUCUUGCUUGCUCAUUCAGCAUUCAGUGUGCAAACUGUCAAUUUUAGUAAAAUUCAGCUUUAUUUGAAGAGUCUCUAUUCACUUCUUUUCUUCUUAAUUGAGGAAAAUUGGACAUUGCGUGCUAGGAUAAUUAGUCUUCACUUUAAUUGAGAUAAAAAGAGAUGUAUUAAAUAGAACAAAGUACAUUGCACAAGAAACUUUAUAUGCAUAUGGACUAUGACCUUAAGCUUGGGUGCCAGGUUGCAGUGUCUUAAAUUCUCCAUUCCUGCAGAGUAUGAAAUAUACUCCAACUAUGCCUUUCAUAGCUGUAGACUGUAAUCCGAACUGUCUAAUGGUAAAUCAAAAGCAUAAACUUGUUCAGUGUGCUGAUACGUUUCGUGUCUCA
This is a messenger RNA of Coffea arabica (coffee), 1721 nucleotides long. The record is from RefSeq and is a predicted model, not a curated record. NCBI's taxonomy places the organism in Eukaryota, Viridiplantae, Streptophyta, Magnoliopsida, Gentianales, Rubiaceae.